UUAGAAGAGAAAUCUUCCUUUCUUAGCUCUAUCAUCAUCCUUGCCCUCCCUAAAAGAUGCCGCAAGAAACACUAGCAUUUCCGCCUCUGUACUGCAUCGUUGGUGCAUAUCGACUUGCCCAUGAUGAUCGAUUAUGGAAACCAAUGUGGAAAGAAUGCAGUCAAGCUGUCAAACGAGCAGGAAUGGUUGCCGGCGGUUGGGCAGCAAUCACUUGGCCGAUUCAAAAGUUGUUUGUGUACUACUUUAUGCGUGGAAGUGCAAAAGUGACGGGAAUGUCAGCAUUGUACCAUACAGUCACAACGAAAGCAGACAGCUUGGAUGGCAGCAAUGAUUCCAGAAUGUUAGGAUUCGGAUUGCCGUCACUGACAACAUUUGCCGCAAUGAUGUUUGUUUUGGGACAAUGUCAUACCAUUAUGGAAUUUUGGCUUCGACGUAAAUUACGCAAGUUUCGUAAUACGGCUUAUGAGGCAACAGUACUUUCACGCGGUAAGCCACAAGAAUGGUGGACACCUUAUUAUGAAGAAUGGGAUGAUCCACCAACGGAAAAAGCAAUGAAGAAUUCACAGAAGCAAAAGUUAUACAUUCGACUUGCUUCACCUUUCAUUCGAAUCUUUAUUUUACGAGUUGCACUACUGCCUUUGGACUUUAUUCCUUUCUUAGGUUUGAUUGUUUCAGCCGUUUUGCGAUCACUCUCGAUGGGCAGACAAUUACAUAGUCUCCUUUUCGCAUACAAGAAGAUGACACCACUGCAAGUGGAGCUGUGGCUAACGGAGAGGCAAUUCGAGUAUCGCAGCUUUGGAUUUGUGGCGGCAUUGCUUGAGAGUAUUCCAUUGAUGGGCAUGUUUUUCAGUAUCAGCAAUCGAGUUGGUGCAGCAAUGUAUGCUCACGAUUUGGAAAAACGUCAACAAUUGAUCCGAUCGGGCAAAUUGAAGAGACUACCAAGAAGCGAAACACAUUCACAAAUACCAAAAAUUCCAUUCUCACCUCAAGAUGAAGGAAUUAACGUGCCUGGGAAUGUAUUCGCUUCAUCAUCAUAUGAGAGUACUUCGGGAUCAAGCUCUGCUCCUGAUGAUGCUCCACCGGCAUACACUGUUUCUGAGGCAACUGAUCUGAUCGGUGGUAGCGCAGGACCUGCAGGCAAGCUAGGUUUGGCACCAUCUCACGAGCAUGAACUCAAGAAACGCAAUGUACCACCUCCCCCACUUCCCUCGCGGAAGUGAUGAUGGUUGGGGUCUAUUGUUUGCAUUCUGUAUCUGUUUUUAUUUCGUGAUAUAUUUUAUACAAUUAUUUCUGCGACGUCCAUGGAUCUGUUGCUGCAAUAAAGAGGGAGAUAUCCCUUCUUUCCCAG
Messenger RNA from Meira miltonrushii, 1348 nucleotides. RefSeq lists its product as uncharacterized. NCBI's taxonomy places the organism in Eukaryota, Fungi, Basidiomycota, Exobasidiomycetes, Exobasidiales, Brachybasidiaceae. The record is from RefSeq and is a predicted model, not a curated record. The transcript is spliced from 2 exons. The coding region runs from base 57 to 1220 and encodes 387 amino acids.